Carica papaya (papaya) is the source of this 1588-nucleotide messenger RNA. Its product is annotated as FkbM family methyltransferase. The record is from RefSeq and is a predicted model, not a curated record. NCBI's taxonomy places the organism in Eukaryota, Viridiplantae, Streptophyta, Magnoliopsida, Brassicales, Caricaceae.
CACACAGUACUCAUUAGUUUCCUUUCUCGGGAGAGUGAAGAUUUAGAUCCAAAUUUUGCCGUGAAAUUUUUUCUACUUCCUUCUUCUUACAUCUUUUGCUUCCAAUUGUUACAUUCCCUCUUUCUCUGUAGAUUAAUCCCAGUUUUUCUGGAAAUAUUUUUCCUUUUGUUUUAUUUUCCUGGAAAAUCCUCCAUAUUUACUGCCUCUUCUCUUUUCCAGGCAUUUUUUUUCAAUGGCAAAUGCCUGGAAAAGAGACAAGAACCCGAAAUUCCUCACCCCUAAAGCCCUUUUCUCUCUUCUAUCACUUUCUCUUCUCCUCCUAUUCUCCUUCUUUUUCCUCUCCACUCGUUCUUCAACUCAGAACCUCGCCCCGGAUCUCGCCAUCAAAACAUCUAUCCCCGUCCGCGCGAUCCCUUCAUUUGAUUGCUUCAAAUGUCCCCAAUCUCAUCCCAUAAUCGCCAACAUGGUCGAAAACCUUAAGUACCCAUUUAUCUAUUCUCUAGCUGAUUUGGGUAACUUGCCAGAAAAGCCACACAAGAACAUUGUGAGGAUGCUCAAAGGGAAGCCUUUUCGGAAGCCAGACAUCUCGGCGACAAUACAGGAGGUUCUCGAAGGAAUGAGAAUAAAAGGAAGAGAUGGGUACGUUGUGGAUGUCGGUGCCAAUGUGGGAAUGGCGAGUUUUGCAGCGGCAGUUAUGGGGUUUCAAGUUCUAGCUUUCGAGCCGGUUUUUGAGAAUCUUCAGAGGAUUUGCGACGGGAUUUGGUUUAAUAGAAUUGGGGAUUUGCUUACUGUGUUUGAAGCCGCAGCCUCUGAUCAAAAUGGGAACAUAACUUUCCAUAAGUUAGUUGGUCGGCUUGAUAAUAGUGCUGUAUCAGCCACUGGUGCAAAAUUAGCAUUCAAGUCUAAUGAAGAAGUAGCACUUCAAGUCAGGUCUAUUCCUCUUGAUGACGUACUCCUCGAGUCAGAAUCCGUGCUUUUGCUUAAGAUAGAUGUUCAGGGUUGGGAAUAUCAUGUGUUGAAAGGUGCUAAAAAGUUGCUCUCAAGACAGAAAAAUGAAGCACCAUACUUAAUCUAUGAGGAAGAUGAGCGAUUACUGCAAGCAAGCAAUAGCAGUGCCAAAGAAAUCCGAGAUUUUCUUCAUAGUGUGGGUUAUAGUCAUUGCACACAGCAUGGUACAGAUGCCCACUGCACCAAGGACUGAUGAAAGUAUCUGAUCCUUGCCAAGGGAAACAGACCCUAAAAGUGUGAAACCAAAACUUUAAAGGCAUGGCCAGUCUCAACUCCGUAGUUGAUUCUUGUGGUUUGAGCUCCAAACUGCUUAAAGCAAUUGUUCCUAGGAACUGAUUAUAGCUGUACUUGGAUGAAGUUGUGGGGUUUGAGUCAAAAUAACGAUUUUUUGUUUCUUCACUGAUGAUCAAAUGUGUAUUAUCUAGCUUUUAGCUUUCUCAGGCCGAAAUUUGGCACGUGUUGAUGUGAUUUUAUAAUACAUUUGCUUUAGAUUUUGCAGCUAGCAGCUGAUGGAUGCUUUCCUUUUUUUGUAGAUAUAAGACCAGAAAUGCUCAUUUCUUAUGUAAAGCAUAUUUUUUCA